AUGAUCGACAACGGGUACUCGUACGUGACGCGCGACAACCUGCGGUACACGGAGCUGAACGAUGGCCGAUCGUACGCCCAGAUGGGCACGGUUGCGUCGCCGUCCACGGCGGCCAUGGUCAACCGAGGGCUGGUCGACUACGACACGGCGGCGCACCUCGCGAACCACCGGGCGUACGAUCCGGCGCCGCAGACGGCCUUCGAGCGCUACGACACCACCAGCUACGUGCCGCAGCGCGCCAACCUCUACCCACCGGCCGCCUACGGGAGCGCCUACGGGCAGCCAUCUAUCCUCGACGAGGAGCCGAAGUACCUUACGGAGCCGAGCAGUCCCCCGGCCACCCAGCCCAGCCACCACCACGUCGGCAGCUCGAUGAAGAUCGAACUGGACGAGGUCGGCUCGACCGGACCGAUCUACCCCCGGCCGAUGUACCACUACGAUCCGACGGGCUGCGGCACCAUGCCGCCCGGCUUCUCCGCCAUCAAUCUGAGCGUGAAGGAAUCGAGCCCCCCGCCGACGGUGGCGCCGCCUCCGCUGCCGCUGCCGUCGUACAAGGCGAGCACCGGUACGCCGUCACCGCCGGCGGGCGACGGCGGGCGCAAGCUGCCGACGAGCGGGGACGAGCGGACGGGCAAGAUCGGCUCCAGCCGGACCAGUCCCGAGCCCGAUCGCAGCCCGGACCAACACCGGAGCAACACCAGCCCCAGCCAAACGUCGCUCGAUCUGACCUCCACCAACAACAGUGGUGGUACGAGUCCACAGUUUGCAGCGCGGCAUAGCAACAACACCAGCAACAGCAACGGCAGCAACAGCAGGAACAGCUCGAACGCCACCAACGGCAGUGACCCCGUGUAUACUAGCGAGCUCUCGCAGAGCCGAUCAGCCCAGGCCCAGGUGGAGGUGAACCCGGCCAGCGAGUACAGCAGCCCGGAGCGCCCCCUCGGGAUGGGCUUCGCACGGCCCCAGCCCCCGUCGGCGUCCUACAGCCGGGAGUCGACACCGGACAGCGGUGGCUCCUACUACGCCGACAGCUACCGCGAUCAGAGUGGGUACAGUCCGCACACGAGCUACGGCAUGGUGGUGCAGUCGGAGUACACCAACGGCUACGCGGGGUACGCGCCGAACGCCUACCAGUACACCGGCCCGUACGCCAGCUCGCUCGGGUCCGGCGUCUACCCGUCGACGGUCCCGUCCAGCUACCCGGCGAGCUCGGGCGCCGCCAGCUUCGUGACGCCACCGACCAUGAACCAGCACAUAGCGCCCCACGACAACCUGCUGAAGGCUGGUUCUUUCCUGUGCAGUCUCACCGGCUACCAGCGGUUAGAGCGUCCCCAGUUUCCGUCGCAGUCCCAGGAGCUCAAGUGUCCGACGCCCGGGUGCGACGGGUCCGGGCACGCCACCGGCAACUACUCGUCCCACCGCAGCCUGUCCGGCUGCCCGCGCGCCUCCAAGCCCAAGAGCAAGCCCCGCGAUGGCCAGGAAUCGGAACCGCUGAGGUGUCCGAUUCCGGGCUGCGAUGGGUCCGGUCACUCUACGGGCAAGUUUCUCUCGCACCGCAGUGCGUCCGGCUGUCCGAUCGCGUUCCGCAACAAGAUGCACAUCCUGGAGAACGGCGGCACGAUCGAACAGGCGAAGGCGGCGAUGGCGCAGGCGGCCGCGGGCAAGUUCGAGCCCUUCUCCUGCCCGACGCCAGGCUGCGACGGCACCGGCGACGUGGACGGGACCUUCAGCACCCACCGCACGGUCGCCAGCUGCCCGGGAGCAGCCGGAACCCCCCAAGAGCCGACCGCCGGCAGGUUACCCGUCCCCACCCAGCAGCAACAGCAACAGCAACAGCAACAGCAACAACAGCAGCAGCAGCAGGCCCCGUCCAGCAAGAAGCCUCGCUACGGCGACGCCGGCGACGUCCUGGGCGCCCUCGGCAAUCCUGCCGUCGCCGCCGCCGCGCCCAAGUCCUUCAAUGAGCAGAGCGGAGGGGGGACGACAGCCCCGGACGACAUCCUCGCACUGGACGAGGAGAUCACCGAGCUUAAGCGGGAGAAUGCGCGCGUCGAGCUGCAGAUGCUGCGGCUCAAGUCGAACAUCAACGCGAUGGAGUCACAGCUGAACCACAGCGGACCGGUCAAGCUGCUGGAGAUCGGCACCCGAGGCAUCACCUGA
Messenger RNA from Anopheles cruzii, 2160 nucleotides. Its product is annotated as myelin transcription factor 1-like. The record is from RefSeq and is a predicted model, not a curated record. Gene Ontology annotation, molecular function: RNA polymerase II cis-regulatory region sequence-specific DNA binding; zinc ion binding; DNA-binding transcription factor activity, RNA polymerase II-specific. Gene Ontology annotation, cellular component: nucleus. Gene Ontology annotation, biological process: regulation of transcription by RNA polymerase II. Lineage: Eukaryota; Metazoa; Arthropoda; Insecta; Diptera; Culicidae.